AUGGAAAGUAAUAGGGUCUAGUAGAUGGAGAAGGAUGGAUUGAUUAGAGCAAUGAUUAUUAAGAAAUAUAUUCUAAAUUAUUUCAUUUAUAAAAUGAUUACUAAUUUAGUUCGUAAUAUAGUACAGUUUGGAGGUACUUCAACAUUCGAAAAAGCUAGAUUAUCAGCUACUUAUAAAGGGGAUUAUUAUUAUCCAAAUGAAAGUGACAUCGAGGGUAUUCCUUUUACAAAUUAUUAGCCAUAAUGCUUACACUUUCUGGCAAGGAUCCUGAAACACGUCCUCAAGUAGGAUUCACAACGAUCUUGGCCAAAUUGGAAUCAUCGCAAUCUAAAAUCUAUUGGAAUUACAUCAUAAAAAACUUAAUCAUCUUAGACAGGUGCAUCGAGUAUAGGUUCUUUGUCUCAGACAUUGCAGAUAUGAAUAUCAAUUAUGUAGAAAACUAUGUUGAACGAGAUCCCAAAUAUAGUAAUUCUUUUAUAAACCUAAUAGAAAGUCUAUCCAUGGAUUCAUUUAUUAGAAAGUAUUACCUCUAUUUGAAGAAGAAGGCUGCCUUGUACUCAAUCAAGAAAUCAAGUUUCAACACUCCCAAGGAAGAGAAGAAGAACUAUUUUAAGUAAUAAUCUGCUGAAAAUAUUUUCGAAGAAUUCAAUAAAGGAUAACAAUUAUUUGAUUAAAUACUUGAUGUAACAAUCAUAUCUAAAUAUUAGAUAUCUAUACACGAUAGAAAUGGCUUAUUAAAAUACCGAUUGAAUCAGUACGUCUAUUAAUUGCUAUUGUUUACUAUGCUCAAUUUGUAUUAUAACUCAUACAUUUUGAUUGUCAUCCUGAUUGAGAGGUUGCUCAAAAUGCCACUUAAUGAGGUCAAACAAUUCAAAGAGUUAUACAAUCAUUUUCUUAAGAACAAUGAAGUUCUUGUAAAUUUCAUAAAUACCAGACUCUACAUCAAAGGAUAUUCUGAUAUCAAUACAAGCGAGAUCGCUAGAAUUGAUACAAGAAUAAUAGGGGCUAUUGAGGAGUAUGUUAGAAUUGCUGAGAAAUCUUAGAGUUCAAUUGGAUUGUCAUAGGACAUCCAAAUUUCUAAAGAUCUUAUGGAUGAUGAAUUGAUCAUCCUCGAUCAAGUGGAAAAAAUGGGAGUUAGCAUAUAUAAAUAGGAUGGCAAAGAAGAACAAAAUAGAGGUAAAACCCAAUUUAAUAUUUGCAGGAGUCGGUCACAAAUUGAGUACUGUUCAAACUACUGCUUAGAAGGUCAUAAGUUUUGAAUCUAAAUUAAAAGAUUACUCACACAAAUACAUGAAAAAAUAUCCAUAAGGUGCAUUUAAUACUGAUGGGUUCAAAGAGGAUCUCUUCAAGGGCUUUAUGAAUAAUUAUUCAACUGAGUAUAUUGUGAUAGAUCCCAAAUUGUUUAAGACUUUGUCUUAUCAAAAUGAGAGAGAACCAAGUCAACCACACACAAGUUUGGAAGCUGAGUAUAAUGAGGAUGGAAUCAAAAUAGAAUUUAUUCAACCAAUAAAAGAUUUUGAUGAAAACGUAUUUAUUUUGAUUAAGGAUAUUUUUUGUUUUGAAGUUCCAAAACUAAUAGACAACAUUGAGGAAUUUCCCAAUGCAGAUGAGGAAGACUUUCCUGAUUACAAGGAUGAAGAAGACAAUUAUUGA
This is a messenger RNA of Paramecium octaurelia, 1653 nucleotides long. The record is from the annotation of a GenBank genome assembly. Lineage: Eukaryota; Ciliophora; Oligohymenophorea; Peniculida; Parameciidae.